AUGUCGUCCAGGCUCACAAUCCAUCAUUUACGACGCUCACAGUCCGAAAGAGUACUAUGGCUGUGUGAGGAACUCGGCAUUCCUUACCAACUCGAAACCCAUCUCCGCCGACCCCCCAACCUCGUUGCUCCAGAUGAGAUUCGCAAACUUCACUGGGCCGGAAACGCCCCUAUCAUUCAAGAUGGAGAUAUUUGUCUUGCUGAAACCGGUGCCAUAUUCGAGUAUAUUUUGGCCAAGUACGGAAAUGGCCAGCUGGUUCUUCCUCCAACGCAUCCAAACUAUGCCGACUAUGUUUUCUGGCUUCACCGCGAAAACGGCACUACAAUGCCCUCUCUAAUUUCCUUGAUGUUCAUGCAGCUUAAUGGUAUCUCUAAGGAGAACCAUGGUUACGUGAAUAUGCAGCGACGCGUUGACGCGACCUACGAGGCCAUGGAUAGACAGCUUAGCAAGUUCCCGUAUCUAGCAGGCGAGGAGUUCACAGCUGCCGAUUGCAUGUCUCUCUUCUCAUUGACCACCUUCCGUGUAUUUGCUCCCUUCAGCCUUGAGAAGUACCCGAAUAUUGUGGCAUAUCUUCAGCGAGUGGGUCAGCGUGAUGCUUAUAAGCGGGCCAUGGGAAAGGGCGACCCUGAUAUGGAGCCUAUUCUCUCAGCGGAUCCUCCAAAGCCUUUGUGGGAAUCUUCUUAG
Messenger RNA from Penicillium odoratum, 684 nucleotides. Its product is annotated as glutathione S-transferase family protein. The coding region runs from base 1 to 684 and encodes 227 amino acids. The record is from RefSeq and is a predicted model, not a curated record. The transcript has a single exon. Lineage: Eukaryota; Fungi; Ascomycota; Eurotiomycetes; Eurotiales; Aspergillaceae.